Molecule: messenger RNA, 3221 nt
Organism: Coregonus clupeaformis (lake whitefish)
Lineage: Eukaryota; Metazoa; Chordata; Actinopteri; Salmoniformes; Salmonidae
Gene: mob1a
Product: MOB kinase activator 1A
Exons: 6
Coding region: 201-851 (216 amino acids)
Biological process (GO): positive regulation of protein phosphorylation; hippo signaling
Cellular component (GO): nucleus; cytoplasm
Molecular function (GO): protein kinase activator activity
Source: RefSeq, a predicted model, not a curated record
AUAUUAUUUAUUCUGCGUACGACACACACUGACAAGUGAGAGAAGGGUUGGAAAGUUCGGAGACUUUUCACCAGGGAAGCUAGAAAGGCUGUAUAUUCACCAAACAACCAGUGAAACGUUCGACACGACAGUUUUACUUUGAGCGUCCACAUUCUUUGGUCUGCAUUUGUCUUCGUUUUUCGACCGAAAUUAAGUUAACGAUGAGCUUCCUAUUUGGCAGUCGCUCAUCUAAGACCUUCAAGCCGAAGAAGAACAUCCCAGAGGGCUCCCACCAAUACGAGCUGUUGAAGCAUGCAGAGGCAACGCUGGGGAGUGGGAACCUGAGGCAGGCUGUCAUGCUGCCAGAGGGGGAAGAUCUCAAUGAGUGGAUUGCUGUUAACACUGUGGACUUCUUCAAUCAGAUCAACAUGCUCUACGGCACCAUUACUGAGUUCUGCACUGAGACCAGCUGCUCUGUGAUGUCUGCAGGGCCUAGGUAUGAAUACCACUGGGCUGAUGGCACCAACAUCAAAAAGCCCAUCAAGUGCUCUGCUCCUAAGUACAUAGACUACCUGAUGACCUGGGUGCAGGAUCAGCUGGAUGAUGAGACACUCUUCCCCUCCAAGAUAGGAGUGCCCUUUCCCAAGAACUUCAUGUCUGUGGCCAAGACUAUUCUGAAGCGCCUGUUCAGAGUCUAUGCCCACAUCUACCACCAGCAUUUUGACUCUGUGAUGCAGCUGCAGGAGGAGGCCCACCUAAACACCUCCUUCAAACACUUCAUCUUCUUUGUCCAGGAGUUCAACCUCAUUGAUCGGCGUGAGCUGGCCCCCCUGCAGGACCUCAUUGAAAAACUGGGCUCCAAGGACAGAUAAACGCCUUCCUCUCUCGCUCUCGCCUUUCUGGCUUUCUGUAACUUUUUCACUUUGUGCAUUUUUAUUCCCCCUCUUUCUCCCUACAUUCAUUACCUGUAUAUUUCCUAUUCUAGUUUUUUUUGCUCUCUCCCUCUAGUUGUCUGACAUUGUUUCAGAGCUUGUUUUGUUAAAGGUCACUCUAGUCUUUAAGGUAAGAUACCAGGGUGUAGUAUAUUAAAGGUAUUUUUAUAAUUGGGACCUACUGACCUGUACUGUGGACCAAUAUGUUUUAGGAGUUUAAAUGGAAACCAGCAAUUCUUUCCUAUAAUAUUUGGGUCAGUUUAUAGUAUAUUAAUAUCCUAAACAGUUUUACAAGCACAUUUUAAAAACUUUAACAAUCACAUUUUCAGUUGGGGUUUUAGUCAAUGUACUUAAAUACUGUUUUUUGGGAUCUUGUAUCUGAAACGUUUUUGUAUUUUAGAUUAAGGUGAACGAAGUUGCAAAAGACAGGGGAUAUUGAUCAAUAAAUAUUUGCAGUGACACUUUUGAUAUACUUGUGAAUCUUCCAUAGUUCAUAAACAAUCAGUGAUCAUAUUUCUAUGCUCGACCUGACUAUUUAGGUGUUAUACGGUAUUUUAAGAGAACGCGAUCAAAGUAUCAGAGAGGACAUUUAGAAAAAUUAAAUAUAGUAUAAUGUGAAUAUUUUGAUCUUACUCAUUCUCAUUUCACUCAAAUAGCACAUGUGCCUCAGUUAUGUUUUUACUAUGUCAAAUUCCUUGGAUGCCUUUGUCCUUCAUGCUGGUAUUUAAUUGUAAUAUCAGUAUCAAGUCAAUCCUUGUUUUAUUGUUUAUUAAACAUACCUUUACUCAAGCAUGCAAAAUGCAAUAUUAGCAAUAGUGCUCGCACCAAUACAUGACACGGGUGAGUGUAUGUGAUAUUUGUCAUUUUUUUCAUGUUUAACAUGUUUUGUGUUAUUUGUCUUAUCUGAGUGUGUGACAUGUUAACUCACCCUUGUCAUUGUGUUCAAUCCAGGCACAGUGCUAAAGCAGCAGGGCUGUUUGUUGUGCCACCUUGACACAUUAAAUUUUGAUCCCAUUCCAUCCAAAUUCCUUGCCACAAAUUGAAUGUUAUUUAUAAAGAAAAAAGCUAUUAGUAUUUACCCUCUUCCUGAUUUGGACUGAGUGUAAAGGUCUAUGUGCUACUCCAUUUGAUACCUUAGACAUGCUCCGGAACUUUGGCGACUACUAAGUAUUUUUUUUAAACCUCCCACUUUGGGCAGGAUGUGUUAAUGUGUAGUUCAUACAUGCAUAAUCUAUGAGCAGAAUUACCUCAAUUAGCCACGAAAUCCCUAGUUUGAAAACGACUUUUCUGGAAUCAGUGCUGUGCUAUUUUCCCCCAAGUGGGCCAGCCCCCUAGCAAUUUGAGUUCAACCAAUGAGCUUCAGCCCUUUGCCGUAUGAGUGAUAGCUAGCAAGAGGCACAUCAUGCACACACAGCAAAGUGAGAGGGAGCAAUGACGUGUUGUGCAUACUACGUCAAGUAUGUCAUUUUGGGGGACCACUUUUGGCUCGUUAGUGCUACUUUCAGAACUACUGGAUAAAAAGUAUAGAAAAGUACUGGAGAAUCUCUAACUAAUUUCAGACAAUUUCGGCCAAUGUAAAUACGUUUUUACACAGCUUAUCUCUCAUUUGGCCCCCUGGUUGGAAAAUACAUCCUUGUAAAAGUAUGAUCUACUAGCCAACACAUGGUAUUAAGCAAGUGUGAGAUUGGUGUGUCUUUACAAAUCUCCAGCAUGUUUGUAAUAUUCAUAAUCUUUCCUAAUAUGUGCUUAUGUUUGAUCUGUCUGGAUAAAGUUACCUGAUAUACUGCCAGUAUGUGUACUUAUAGGUUUUAUUACAUUCAACAUUGAUUUUGAAUGUGGUGUUACAUUCCCCAUAGGCAAUGCGAUGUUGGGAAUAAGACAAUACACACACUGUAUGUUUCUGGAAUAUAUUAAGUGUAGUUUUUAUUUUUUUAUUUUUUUGGAAAAAGAUGGCUACUUUUUAUUUACACAUUACAUUUUUUGGGUCUACCUUUUUUUCUCCCAGAUAUCCAAUGAAAACAGUUUGUAAAGCCAUAGAUUUGGAGUUACAUUUAAUCUUAUUUUUUGAUAUUGCUGUUAAAUUAACUAACUUUGGUUAAGGAAUUUUAAAAAGGGUAUGACUUUUUAUAUAUUUUGGAGGUAAUUUGUGGCCAAUGUGAUUUAUGUUACAACUGUGAGUCCAAUACUCUGCUGUAAAUAGGGUAAUUUACAGCACAUUAUCUUAACAAAACUGUGCCUUUAGAAAAUAUUGUCUGAAUUUACAGUAUUCACAGCGGAAUAGCUUAAUAAACAUUAAAAUGACUUUGUGGA